AGCCUACAAUGAAAUCAAGGUAGAAGGCGCAAAAUUUUCGGCCGAAUAUUGGUGUGACGGAAGGACUGCCUGCAGAGUUACCCGUCGAGGACAGCCUAUUCCAGUUUCACUGCUGGCUGAAGACAAUGGAGACAGAAAUUGAGCAGCAGGAAGAAGAGAGCACUUUCGGUAACACUGACACGAACGGCAAGCGCCCUGCUGAGGACAUGGAUGAGGAACAGGCAUUCAAACGCUCCCGCAACACAGAUGAAAUGGUAGAGCUCAGGGUGCUUCUCCAAAGCAAAAAUGCAGGGGCUGUGAUUGGAAAGGGAGGCAAGAACAUUAAAGCCUUACGCACAGAUCCGCACAGUGCCUCAGUCUCAGCCCUCCCACUAUCGCCCAUCUCUUCAAGUAUCCUGAGUGUGAGUGCAGAUAUAGAGACCAUUGGUGAGAUUCUGCUGAAGAUCAUCCCUACCCUGGAGGAGUAUCAGCACUACAGCGGGACUGACUUUGACUGUGAGCUGCGGCUGCUGAUUCAUCAGAGUUUGGCUGGAGGCAUUAUCGGAGUCAAAGGUGCCAAGAUCAAGGAACUGAGGGAGAAUACCCAGACAACAAUCAAGCUCUUCCAGGAAUGUUGCCCCCACUCCACUGACCGUGUAGUGCUAGUCGGGGGAAAACCCGAGCGUGUGGUUGAGUGCAUCAAGGUUAUUCUAGAGCUGAUUUCAGAGGCUCCCAUUAAAGGUCGAGCCCAGCCCUACGAUCCAAACUUUUAUGAUGAGACCUAUGACUAUGGCGGCUUCACUGUGAUGUAUGAAGAAAGAGGGCGACGGCCUAUGGGUGGGUUCCCAAUGCGAGGCCGAGGAGGAUUCGAUCGCAUGCCUCCUGGCCGUGGAGGUCGCCCCAUGCCUCCAUCCAGACGGGAUUAUGAUGAUAUUAGCCCUCGUCGUGGACCACCUCCACCCCCACCAGGAAGAGGAGGACGUGGGGGCAGUAGGGCUCGAAAUCUGCCUCUGCCUCCACCACCACCUAGAGGAGGAGGUGAUCGAUUUUCCCACCAGAGCUAUCACAGCAAUAUGGAUGACAGACCAAAAGCUAGUGGAGGUGGAUAUGACAAUAAUUCUUCUUGGGAGCCCUUCCAAUCUGGUGGUCGAGGUUCUUACAGUGACAUUGGUGGACCUGUUAUUACAACACAAGUGACUAUCCCUAAAGAUCUGGCUGGCUCUAUCAUUGGAAAAGGCGGCCAAAGGAUCAAGCAGAUCCGUCAUGAGUCAGGAGCAUCUAUCAAAAUCGAUGAGCCUCUGGAGGGCUCAGAGGACAGGAUCAUUACCAUCACAGGCACACAGGACCAGAUUCAGAACGCCCAGUAUCUACUACAGAACAGCGUGAAGCAGUACUCUGGUCGGUUCUUCUAGAGGGUGGAGAUGGAAGCCAAACUGCCAUAUGCCCAUUCACUUCAACUUGUUUUCAGAGCCUACAUUCCUCUGCUUCUUGGGUAGAUGUGCUCCCUGACAUUUCUCCUAACAAUAUUUUUAAACACCAUAUUUGAGGGAUCCUCUUAUUUCUUUAACAUUUUUCUUUCUGCACGUGAUUUUUCCAUUAUUGAUUGUACUGUUUUGUAAGUAGAGGGAGCCCAUCUGUGAAGUCCGCUGUUGGCCUUACCAGAGCUGCAUGCUUAAUCUGUGCAACAUGCAGAAUGUAAUCUUAUAAGUGUUGUUUUUUGUUUGUUUUUUGCCAAUGAAUUUAUUGUUCCAUUCAUGAUGAGACUUUUUGGGGAAAGUGUAAAUAUUCAGUUCAGUUCUUUAAAAUUUUAAUAUCAGUACAGUUUUAUUUAAAGGAUGAUUUUGAUUUGAAAAAUGGGGGUAUUGAGGGUGGGAAAAGGAUUCAUUCCCGAGGGAUUUUUUUUUUUUUUACUAGUUUUUUUCAACCCGAUUUCCAGAUUGGUAAAACUUCAGAAGAUUGAUUGACCAUUUGUACUCCAUUGACAUUGGGAUCCAUUAAAUCUUGCUAGCGCUUAUUUUGUACGUCUGUUUGUAAGCAUUUUUACCAUUUUAAAUGGAUCUUUCUAGACGCCUUUCUCUUCACAGUUGGGGGGGGAAAUAAAAGCUUCUCUGU
Messenger RNA from Sinocyclocheilus grahami, 2091 nucleotides. RefSeq names its product heterogeneous nuclear ribonucleoprotein K-like. Bases 126 to 1391 code for a protein of 421 amino acids. The transcript has 16 exons. The record is from RefSeq and is a predicted model, not a curated record. Gene Ontology annotation, molecular function: RNA binding. NCBI's taxonomy places the organism in Eukaryota, Metazoa, Chordata, Actinopteri, Cypriniformes, Cyprinidae.